Messenger RNA from Liolophura sinensis, 3543 nucleotides. Its product is annotated as phosphatidylinositol 4-kinase type 2-alpha-like. Gene Ontology annotation, cellular component: endosome; plasma membrane; trans-Golgi network. The transcript has 9 exons. Gene Ontology annotation, molecular function: 1-phosphatidylinositol 4-kinase activity. The record is from RefSeq and is a predicted model, not a curated record. Lineage: Eukaryota; Metazoa; Mollusca; Polyplacophora; Chitonida; Chitonidae. Gene Ontology annotation, biological process: endosome organization; phosphatidylinositol phosphate biosynthetic process; Golgi organization. Bases 132 to 1484 code for a protein of 450 amino acids.
UGUCGUGUACUACAUGUUCUGUGCGUGUUGGUUUUGUUGUGUUAUGUUUACGGAGGAAGCAGCUGUGUAGAAGGCAUUUUUUGUGAAACCAGCGCGGUUGUUAUCGCGCCUAAUUGUGAAUUCGUAUUGAAAUGAGUCGUCAGAGGCCGCUACCGCUGAUAAUAGACGAGAGUGCCUCUGAGACGAUAGCGCCACCACCUGAUGUGACUUUCUCAUCGGUCACCUCACACAUGGACAGUCAUAGUAACAGGUCUCCAUCCAGACACACAGGCACAGGAAAAUUAGAAAGCUCUCCAUUAUUAUCCAGGGUGGAGUCUGAAUAUGGAGUAUUCGAGAACAAUUUUCCGGACGAUCCUCAUUUCCAGGAGAUCGUUCGGAUUGCGGAGAGGGCGAUUGAGAAUGGGGUCUAUCCAGAGAGAAUCUAUCAAGGCUCCAGUGGCAGUUAUUUUGUCAAAAAUAUGGAGAGAAAAACAAUAUCAGUGUUUAAACCAAAGGAUGAGGAGCCAUAUGGUCAGUUGAACCCCAAAUGGACAAAGUGGAUGCACAAGUUGUGCUGUCCAUGUUGUUUUGGCCGUAGCUGUCUGGUGCCUAAUCAGGGCUAUCUGUCAGAAGCAGGGGCCAGCUUAGUGGACCAGAAGUUACAGCUAAACAUUGUUCCUAAAACAAAGGUUGUGAAAUUAGCAAGUGAGACAUUCAAUUAUAGUGCAAUAGAUAGGGCCAAGUCGAGGACCAAGAAAAACAUUUAUCACAGAUACCCUGCGGUGGGGAAACACUUUCACAGGAUUGGUUUACCCCCUAAGGUGGGGUCUUUCCAGGUGUUUGUUACUGGUUAUAAGGAUGCUGAUUUUUGGUUAAGGAGGUUUGAUCAGGAAUCUUUGCCUGACUCUACUGCUCAGAGGUUCCAGAAUCUAUUUGAGAGGCUUGUUGUCUUGGACUACAUCAUUAGAAAUACAGAUCGUGGCAAUGACAACUGGUUGGUCAAAUACGAGCAGGCAGACAGUGCAGAAAAUCAGGAGGAUGAAUGGAGUAUGGUAUCAAACCCAGAUAUCUCCAUAGCUGCCAUAGAUAAUGGUUUAGCUUUUCCAUUUAAACAUCCUGAUGAGUGGAGAGCAUAUCCAUAUCACUGGGCUUGGCUUCAACAGGCUAAAACUCCCUUCUCUCAGGAGAUCAAAGAUUUGGUGCUUCCACAACUGUCUGAUAUGAACUUUGUAGAAGAUCUCUGUGAUGAUAUGUAUGAGUUGUUCAAGACUGACAAAGGUUUUGACAAGUCCACAUAUGAGAAGCAAAUGUCUGUUAUGAGAGGGCAGAUUCUGAACCUGACCCAGGCACUGAAGGAUAGUAAGUCUCCUGUCCAGCUGGUGCAGAUGCCGGUAGUGACAGUGGAGCGGAGUCGUGGGGGUUAUGGACCAGGCAGGGUGCGGUCAGAAAGCACAACCUUCACCCAGAGCUUCUCCCACAGGGCGCCCUUCUUCUCUUGGUGCUAGCCCUAUGUUCACAUGGCUUAAAGGGCUGUUAUCGGAGUCGCCUUGACUCGCAGGACCAGUAACAAAGCCUACCUGGAGAUCAGGCCCAGUGCAAGGGCUCACCUGUCUUACAGCACUCCUUGAAUCACAAUGGGUUUAAAUGCCCGACCACAAUUCUUUAACUGAAAGUACAUCAGGACCAUCAGAAAACUUAAUAUUUUUUUGUUUUUAGCACAGAUAACAUAUUCAAAGCACUGGCUUGUCUGAAACAUGCUGCUGAGAUUAUCCGUUUGCUAAUUCUUCUGAUAAGCUUUUUAAUAACUGUUCAUUUUGUAUUUGCUCGAAACUACAUGCAUUUACUAUGGAUUAAUACUUUGAAGCUUGAAGAAGGAAGCUUUGAAAACCUGACACUUAUUUUGUAACUGAUCUCUGUCUACAUGUGCAUGCUAAAGAAGACAGCAGUAUUUAUGACAAAGUGAAGUGUACGAGCUGAAAAGGUUUGGAAUAAGUUGGCUAGCCUGUUUUUGUACAGGUACAUGUAUAUAUAUUAUUUUCAAAUUAAAUAUCUGGUCAGCUGGAGGAUAUUGGCGGUAGAUGAGCAGAUGUGCAUAGUGCCGUUAACCUGCAUGUACUUAUACUACACAUCUAUUGAUCUCGGGCUAGAUAAGUGUUAGAUAGGUAAUAUUUUCACGCCUUCACUCCUAAUAUGUUUUGCUUACAGCCCUGUUAAUUGCUUAAUGAGUACAGAAUUUUAACUCUCAGGUGUGUAAACUUAACCAGUUAAUUUUAAAUCUUUCCAAAGGUGUAUGUAGAAUGAGGUGUUUUGGGUAUACUCUUUUAAUGUGAUUUACCAUCAACUUAUUUUUACAGGAAUUUACAUCCUUUUUGUUCUAAUUAUUAAAAUUGGUUGAAGGUAAAUAUUGAUUUUAUCUAGUCUACUGACAAGGCAGAGACAAAAACAAAAUUCAUUCUUUUGUUGCUCUUUUUUUUAUUUUUAGUCAUUUUGAUUUCAAAUCUACUAACUUAAGACUGUGUGCCAAGAUACGUGUUCUUGAUAAGAUCCAUAUUUUGUAAAUAUUGUCAAAGAACUCUUAUUAUGCCAUACACAAUUGAACUAUGGUGUGUGAUUCAAAUUGAUGUAAUGUUAACAAAUUGUCACAUUCAGUGUGAUUUGUCAGCAGAAGGAUGUGUAAGCAAAGACAAAUACUUUAUUUUUGCUUUUUGGUGAACAUAUGAGCCCCACUGAUUCUGUUCUCACUUUUGAUUGACCCAUUCACAUAUGUUUCUUUUAUUUUAUUUUAUAUUAUAAAAUAGUCUAAAACACUGUCUCUGUUAUCAAGAGGAGUUUGUGACAGAUAUUUGAAAGUUGGUUAAUGCUAAAAACACAAAACUAUACCUAUAGUAUGGUAUGUACCAGUGAUUGAGAUGGAAAAUGCAAAUGUUGAGUGUAUGUAAUAAUAACAUUAAAGGUUAAUUUGUGGGCAAGAUGGAGAGAUUGUUCAUUUAGAUAGUUCGAGCAUAUGAUGCAAAAACUGUGUGAUUCAGAUUUCAACGUUGUAAAUAUUGCAAGUCCCUGUAGAAUGCUGUUUGAAUAACAUAUAAUUAGUUAAGAGAUUUCAGAGAUUCUAUAUGUGUAUAGCCCACGGUUUGUAUAACUGCUGAGGUCUUUGGCAACAUUUUCUGUACAAGAUGCUCACCUGGUUUGAUUUAUUUGCCCAGUACUUGCUUGUUUUCAUGAAAAUAUUUGCAAUAAGAAAUCAAGGGCUAUUCCAUGCAUGCACACAAUUUCUGGAUUUUCUACAUUGCAUCAAACUAUUGACAGUAUCAUUUUCUUCAAGAGUUAAUGUGUGGGUUGAGCUAUGUUUAAGUUGUACAUCAAAGGUUAAGCUAUGCCGUUCGGGUUAAUGAGUAAUAUGGACUGAAUAUUGAAAAUGGUUUUGUCCAAUGCUGCAUUUGCUACGUUAAACAUAUUCUAGAGGAAUAACAAGAACACAGUUUCCCUCAUUCCACUGCCUCUCCAUGUAUGAUAAACUUUGAGGGAUACAGUAUCAGGAGGUGACAAAUUACCAGGGUACUCACG